Messenger RNA from Salmo salar (Atlantic salmon), 7474 nucleotides. Its product is annotated as histone-lysine N-methyltransferase MECOM. Gene Ontology annotation, biological process: regulation of gene expression. The record is from RefSeq and is a predicted model, not a curated record. NCBI's taxonomy places the organism in Eukaryota, Metazoa, Chordata, Actinopteri, Salmoniformes, Salmonidae. Gene Ontology annotation, cellular component: nucleus. Gene Ontology annotation, molecular function: protein binding.
AAAACAUAUAAAACAUUUAAUGAAAACGUUUCACAUUAGUAAUUUAGCCGAACAUUGAUGAAUGUGAUUUCAUUUUAACACAAAAGGUAGGCAUGCAUGGUGAGAGUUUGAGAAUAGUUCAUUAUAAUUAAUGUCUCCGGCUCUCCGUAGAUUCGAGGUCUUGUCGGCUCUGUUUCAUAUUCCGUGAUCUUUAAAGAUCUUACACGAAGGGAUCGCUCUGCGAUUGCCAUCUGACUAGAUCAGUCAUAUCAAGUAAUAAAUCGUUCCAAACUUUUUUGGCGGUGCAGCCAGUUUGGUUAUGCGCAUGUGCGAAGGUGUCCAAACUGACAAUGCUGGAGAGAUAGCGAGUCUGGAUUGAGAAACACAGAGAAAAGGACAGAGAAAAAAGAAAAAGGAGGAAAAGAUCCAAGAAAAAAUCUAACAAACCCACGCCGAAGGACUGGCAUCAUGAGGUCCAAAGGCAGGGCACGGAAACUGGCCACAAGUAAUGGUGAGGACUUUGCCCUUUACCCCUCUGAUGUCCUGGAUGAUGUGUGUGUAUCGGACGGAGACCCUGCGGCACCAACCUCGGCCCCCCCAGCAGAGGACUCCCCCUCCCCUGGCUUCUCCGCUGACGAUGACGCCUCUCCCCUGGAGCCGUCCCCCUUCCACUCUGCCCUCUACAUGCCCCAGGACGAGAUGCCCGUUCCCCCCGACUUCCAGCUGCGCCAGUCGGGCAUCCCCGGUGUCGGCGGCGGCCUGGGCAUCUGGGCACGGAGGACGGUGGACGUGGGCGAGCGCUUAGGACCGUACGUGGGUGAGCAGCGGGCGUGCCUGAGAGACCCCACCCAAGGCUGGGAGAUCUUGGACGGGUCGGGCCAUGUAAAGUUCUGUGUGGAUGCCAGCGAGCCUGAUAUCGGGAGCUGGCUGAAGCACAUCCAGUUUUCCCCCACGGCCCACCAGCACAACCUGACGCCGUGCCAGAUAGAUGAUCAGAUCUUCUACAGAGUGACUCGAGAGAUCAAACCAGGAGAGGAGCUGCUUCUGUACAUGAAGGCAGAGGAUUAUUCAUGUGACGGCAUGGCUCCUGAUAUGCACGAGGAGAGACAGUAUCGCUGUGAGGAUUGUGAUCAGCUCUUUGAGUCUGUCUCUGAGCUGCUGGACCACCAGAAGGUUCCAUGUGGGACACCCACCUCAGCCUUCCUGGGGAACCCUGGAGGGGACAGUAGUGACCUGGAGGGCCCCGAAGGCCUGGAGCCCCACGACCUGCACCUGUCCCACAGCCUCAGCCACGACGGCCACGACCACGACGGCCCCCAGGAGUGUAAGGAGUGUGAUCAGGUGUUCCCCGACCUCCAGAGUCUGGAAGCUCACUCUCUGUCUCACUCGGAGGAGAGGGAAUACAAGUGUGACCAGUGCCCCAAGGCCUUCAACUGGAAAUCCAACCUGAUUCGUCAUCAGAUGUCACAUGACAGUGGCAAGCACUACGAAUGUGAAAACUGCACAAAGGUACAGUCAUGUACCUGCUCAAAGCAGGUGUUCACAGACCCCAGUAACCUGCAGAGGCACAUCCGCUCGCAGCACGUGGGGGCGCGGGCUCACGCCUGUCCCGAUUGCGGGAAGACCUUUGCAACGUCCUCUGGCCUGAAGCAGCACAAGCACAUCCACAGCAGUGUCAAGCCCUUCAUAUGUAAGUCACUCAGACCCUUCAUAUGUGAGGUGUGCCACAAGUCCUACACGCAGUUCUCCAACCUGUGCCGCCACAAGCGCAUGCACGCCGACUGCCGUACCCAGAUCAAGUGUAAGGACUGUGGCCAGAUGUUCAGCACCACCUCCUCCCUCAACAAGCACCGGCGCUUCUGUGAGGGCAAGAACCAUUUCACGGCAGGGGGGUUGUUCGCCCAUGCCCAGGGCAUGUCCCUCCCCGGUGUCCCUGGUGCCAUGGACAAGGCCGCUAUGGGCGGGAUGGGGCACAGCAGUGCCAGCCUGGCAGACUACUUUGGGAACCGGCACCACAGUGGCCUGACGUUUCCGUCCGCCCCUGGCUUCCCCUUCAGCUUCCCGGGCCUGUUCUCUUCUGGACUGUACCACCGACCCCCCCUCAUCCCGGCCACCUCCCCAGUCAGACGGCCCCCAGGUCCAGGUACGGAGCACAGCAAGGGCCCCCUCCUGUCGCCCAGCCCCAGGGCCCAGGAGGCCAGAGAGCUGCUCAAGACCCUCCGCAAGGAGGCAUCGCCCGGCAAUGAGCAGCCACAGGGGACAGAGCAGCAACAGGCCCAGGGCUCCUCCUCCAAGCAGAGGCACGGCGGCGGCAAGAUGAGCAGCCAAUCAGAGAGCAGCGACCUGGAUGACGUGAGCACGCCCAGUGGGAGCGACCUGGAUACCACGUCAGGCUCGGAGCUGGAGAGCGACAUGGAGAGCGAAGGCCAGCGGGAGAGGGCACCCCGGGAGAAUGGGAAGGGGCCCAAGAGGAAGGCCGGCGGAGGCCCCCAGAGCCCCACCAUCCUGACCAGUAACCAUACUAAGGAGUUCCAAGGCGGCCCCGCCUUGUUCCCUCCCUCGCUGGACGAGCACACGGCUGUCUCAGGGGCAGUCAAUGACUCCAUCAAAGCCAUCGCCUCCAUCGCUGAGAGGUACUUUGGCUCCACGGGGCUGGCGGGGCUGCAGGACAAGAAGGUAGGCGCGCUGCCCUACCCCUCCAUGUUCCCCCUGCCCUUCUUCCCAACCUUCUCCCCGCCCGUCUACCCCUUCCCAGAGAGAGAGCUCAGACCUCCAGGCCUAAAGGGGGAGCCCCAGUCCCCACCUGACGAACCCUCCAAGAAAGGCCAGAGCAGGACCUCUGAGUCGCCCUUUGACCUUACCACCAAGCGCAAGCAGGAGGAGAAGGUCCCCGCCCCCUUUGCCCCCAUCUCCAAUUCCAAACCAGAGGCCUCCUCACGUUCCACCAAUCAGGACCAGCCGCUGGAUUUGAGCAUGGGCGGCACAAGGCACCGCAGCAGUAGCCGGACCUCCCGGAGGGAGGAGUCGAAGAAGAUCCACGUGUUUGGAGAAGACAAGGCAGGGGUGGACCUUCCUAAAGCCGACACCUCUCUGCAGCACGCUAGGCCCACCCCCUUCUUCAUGGACCCCAUCUACAGCAGGGUUGAGAAGAGGAAGAUGAACGAUCCGUUUGAGGCUCUGAAAGACAAGUACAUGCGGCCCGCCCCCGGCUUCCUCUUCCAUCCACAGUUUCGUAUGCCAGAUCAGAGAUCCUGGAUGUCGGCCAUUGAGAACAUGGCGGAGAAGCUGGAGACGUUUGGUUCGCUUAACCCCGAGUCAGGUGACCUGAUGCGCUCCGUCCCCUCCAUGUUUGACUUCCGAGCCCCGCCCACUGCCCUCCCCGAGACGCUACUGCGCAAGGGCAAGGAGCGCUACACCUGCAGAUACUGCGGUAAACUAUUCCCACGGUCUGCCAACCUGACCCGCCACUUAAGGACACACACGGGAGAGCAACCGUACAGGUGUAAGUACUGCGACCGCUCGUUCAGCAUCUCCUCCAACCUGCAGCGCCACAUCCGCAACAUCCACAACAAGGAGAAGCCCUUCAAGUGUCACCUGUGUGACCGCUGCUUCGGCCAGCAGACCAACCUGGACCGUCACCUCAAGAAGCACGAGAACGGUAACCUCUCAGGCACGGCUGCGUCCUCCCCUCGGUCAGAGCUGGACAGCAGCAGCGCCAUCCUGGACGACAAAGAGGACUCCUACUUCAACGAAAUACGAAACUUUAUCGGCAACACAGGCCAGAACCAGCCGUCCCCUGACCAUUCUGAGGAAGGGUUGAACGGGGGUCCUUUCGAGGAGGAGAAGCCCCUGAUGGCCAGCCACGGGUCACGUGACCUGGAUGAGGGGGAGGGGGAGGGGGAGGAGCUUGGCGCCGAGGAGGAGGAAGGGGAGCAGAGCGACUCCGCUGCUGGGAAACCUAGAGACGAAGCUCCCCCCAGCAACCUAGAUGAUGACAUCAUACACAACGAAAUAGAAUUUGACGGACCUAGCGAUUUGGACCUCAACUGCAAGACCUCCCCAAGGAGGGAUUCGGUUGUCUCCCUCCUCUCCAGCUAUGAGGAGGAAGAGGAUCAGAGUAGCUACUCUGCGCUGGAUCACAUCCGUCACUUCUCUGACAUGCAUAAGAUGGAAGACAGUGAGUUCAGUGACGGGGACGGCACCGCCUUCGGCUCCCCCAGCCUGCCUGAGGCCGUCAAACAGCCCUUGUACAGGAAAUCCAAGUCCCAGGCGUACGCCAUGAUGCUGUCUCUGGCUGAUAAGGACGCGCUCCACCCAGCCAACCACACACCAGCCACCAUGUGGCACAGCCUGGCACGGGCCGCUGCUGAGUCCAGUGCCAUCCAGUCCCUCAGCCAUGUAUGAUACCCCGAUCCCUGACCUCUAACCCCCCCGACCCCGACCUAUCGCACUGGGAGCCCUUGGGGGCCGUCAGCGGGGCCCCUAGCCCUUGGCCCGUCACAGACUGCCGAGCAGAACCACGGCCCAUCUGACUGCUGAGCAGAUUGCCUUACACACGAGCAGGGUCACCGUCCACAGAGAACCACCCAGCCCAGCCCUCCAAGAGAUCCAACAAACAUCCCUCCUGUGACCUUAAAUUGAGUCAUUAUGUUUAUUAUCGACGACAAUGAUGAUGAUAGUGAUUAUUGAUUAUGGUGAUGAAAAUAAAAAUGAUAAAUAAUAAUAGCUGUAUUUAUUCUGGUGAGUUUCUAUGUUUUGCACAGCAGCGGCGGCUGGUAGGAGGGAUGAUGGAGAUGGUUUUGUUAGAUGUUACAUUGCUAGAGUAUGUCAUGUGUCCACUCAGUGGAACAGUGUCACAUAUCCACUCAACGUCAUGUGUCCACUCAGUGGAACAGUGUCACGUGUCCACUCAAUGUCAUGUGUCCACUCAGUGGAACAGUGUCACGUGUCCACUCAAUGUCAUGUGUCCACUCAGUGGAACAGUGUCACGUGUCCACUCAACGUCAUGUGUCCACUCAGUGGAACAGUGUCACGUGUCCACUCAAUGUCAUGUGUCCACUCAGUGGAACAGUGUCACGUGUCCACUCAAUGUCAUGUGUCCACUCAGCUGAGAACAUUCUUCCUCUGUGUGAUGUCAUUUGUAUUUGAAGAACCCAUUCGGGACCGCGGUCCAACCACGGUUUGAUAUGUGUACAGAGUACAGACCCUACCUAGCCCCACAUCGCCCUACCUAGCCCCACAUCGCCCUACCUAGCCCCACAUCACCCUACCCAGCCCCACAUCGCCCUACCUAGCCCCACAUCGCCCUACCCAGCCCCACAUCGCCCUACCCAGCCCCACAUCACCCUACCUAGCCCCACAUCGCCCUACCCAGCCCCACAUCGCCCUACCCAGCCCCACAUCGCCCUACCCAGCCCCACAUCACCCUACCCAGCCCCACAUCGCCCUACCUAGCCCCACAUCGCCCUACCUAGCCCCACAUCACCCUACCCAGCCCCACAUCGCCCUACCUAGCCCCACAUCGCCCUACCCAGCCCCACAUCGCACUACCCAGCCCCACAUCGCCCUACCUAGCCCCACAUCACCCUACCCAGCCCCACAUCGCCCUACCUAGCCCCACAUCGCCCUACCUAGCCCCACAUCGCCCUACCCAGCCCCACAUCGCCCUACCUAGCCCCACAUCGCCCUACCCAGCCCCACAUCGCCCUACCCAGCCCCACAUCGCCCUACCUAGCCCCACAUCGCCCUACCCAGCCCCACAUCGCCCUGCCUAGCCCCACAUCGCCCUACCUAGCCCCACAUCGCCCUGCCUAGCCCCACAUCGCCCUACCUAGCCCCACAUCGCCCUACCCAGCCCCACAUCGCCCUACCCAGCCCCACAUCGCCCUACCUAGCCCCACAUCGCCCUGCCUAGCCCCACAUCGCCCUACCUAGCCCCACAUCGCCCUACCCAGCCCCACAUCGCCCUACCUAGCCCCACAUCGCCCUACCUAGCCCCACAUCACCCUACCUAGCCCCACAUCGCCCUACCUAUUCUUACCAGGCCACACCUAACCACCCCAGCUCCAUCUAGAACCACAUAAUCCUAACUAGACCUACCAUGCCACAAUACAGCCACCUAGCCCCACAUUGCCCAACCUAGACCUAUACCUGGCCACACCUAGCCUUCAGACCAUCUCAGCUGAAUUGGAGUAUCAGUGAAAUAUGUUACGAGAAUGAUUCCCUUUAACCCCUGGAUAUAAACAGGUGUUUUCCAUCAACAUGUACUUAUAUAAAUGCUAGGAUACUUGGAAGGGUGGUGCUGAGUAACAACUCGGGUCCAAAUGAACCACACCUCUCCAAGAACGAUGGUGCUACAAACGCAUUACGACAAGGUUGUUGAUAAACGAAGAACAAAAGAAAAAGAAACAUUGGAAACGGAGAAAAAUCGGACUGGUUUUACCACCUAAGAAGGAGUUUGCAUAGCUGCGUGUGUCUGCACAAUCACAGAACUGUACACGAGCGUCUGCAAACUGCGGCUCUGAAGCUGCACUCGGUCCCACCCUGCUGCGCUCUCUGUGAAAGGAUCUAAGUAGUUUGUCGUUUUAGCGGAAGAAAAGAAGAAACCACAAUCUUUUUUUUACUAUGAAAAAGUAGCAAGUGCUGAAGUUUAUCGUUAUUAAACAGUAAAAAGGGCAUCUCUCCCCCUUUCUCGAAACCCCAAAUUCAUCGUAGUCGGCCAACGAUACCACUAAUUAGCCUAAAUGCUAGUCGUUAGCUACCCCCAUCCUCGUGUCUUUCAUUUUUUAGACAAUCAUGUUUUUUUGUUGGUUUUUUUUCCUACAUUUUUAUUGUUGUUGUUGAUGUUAUUGCUGUUGUAUGUUGAGAAUUGUAUUUAUUUCUUGGCAAACUGUAGUUUGUUUACUGAAUAGCACUGCUCUUACCCAUAGUGAAGGGGAGAUUCCUCGCUGGGGCCUACUCCAGAACUCAAUGGGGUUUGUAGAUGACGUUUGAGUGCCGGAUAGUAUUAAACAUACCAUUCACUCUUUAUUCUUCUAAUGAAACUGGUUGAUGAUGAAUAGAUAUUACUUUGGGGGUUUUUUGUACGACAAUUUAUUGAUUCAAUUGUAAAUGGAAAAAACAAACAUUAUAAAGACAUGAACAAAUAAAAAGAUGCCAGGUAUAAUUUCUUCAUAAUCGCAUGAUUGGUCUCCAUAGAUCUGUAUCUGACAGUUUUCUACGGUGGUCUGCAAGCUUGUGUGACGUUCAGUCCAUGUUAAUCCCUUGUGCCAAACCUAUAAUAAAUAACAGAUUAUAUUCAUUUAUCCUCCCAUUCUGAGGGACCAGAUUGUUUGUUUUUUGUCGUUGUUGUUUUUGUUUUUGUUUAUAAUCCGUUUAAAAAAGUAAUCAGCAAGUUGAGGUACUUUGUUUUAAUGCUUUCUACAAUGUAACUGUAAUCCAUUUCAAUUCAAUACUGUGGGAGGAGCAACUAAAAAAUAAAGGACUACAAUGUGGA